Molecule: messenger RNA, 978 nt
Organism: Lactuca sativa (garden lettuce)
Lineage: Eukaryota; Viridiplantae; Streptophyta; Magnoliopsida; Asterales; Asteraceae
Source: RefSeq, a predicted model, not a curated record
GUUAAAAGCAUUAGGCGAUAUCUUUGUUUUUCGGUAAACUCUGUUUCUUGAUCUUUCGCUUUUACUUUCACAAAACUUAUCGUUUCAAUGGGGAAGAAAUCUAAACUGCAGAAACUCAAUGUUGCUACUGAAACGAAUCAGGAUCCUACACCGGAGAUACCAAUAAAUGGUUCAGACCAUCGUAUUGUAUCAAAGAAGGUAUCAAACCACAAAAGCAAUGUUAGGCGAUCCGGAAGGCUUCAAAGUGUAGUAAAGCCUGUUCAGAUUCAGAAUCAAGUGGUUGAACAAAUAGAUCUUUUAGAGAGCGAAAAAGAAGAGGAUCUUCAUGUUGAAAAUGCAAUUGAAAACCAUCUGGAAGAAGAAGAAGAAGAAGAAGAAGAAGAAGAAGAAGAAGAAGAAGAAGAAGAAGAAGAAGAAGAAGAAGAAGAAGAAGAAGAAGAAGAAGAAGAAGAAGAAGAAGAGCCAUGUAAUGAGGACUCGGGUGAUCAAAAGAUAAGAGAUGAACAGGUUCAUCAUCUUGUAAAAACAAUUGAAGAAUAUAAAUCCAAGGGAGGACAGGGGCCUGUUUCAAGUGAAAGCACAUCGGUUGGCUUAAUCUACAAGAGUUUAUACCUCGAUUCCCAAAAGAAGGUCUACCCAAGCGGUUAUUGUAUCGAAUCUUGAAAAGGCGAUUGAAGCAUUGGUUAGGCCUGCAUCAUACUUUUCUUCUAGCGGUGGUGAUGCUGAGGCAGGUGGUGGUGGUGGUGUGGUGGCUAAAGAGGAGUCAGCCAAGAAACGGAGAUAUAAUCAUGUCGUCUAGUGACAUGGCAUGGAUUGGUUUCUAAUCUUUUGGUGGGUGGUUUGAAACUUGGUCUUUGGCCAAUAUAUGGGAUCUUGAAAAACCGUGUUUUUUUUUUUGGUUUGAAAACUUAUCCCAAUCGUAUAUCUACCUAAGGAUAAUGAGACUGUUUUCAUAAAUAGAAUCACAACUUUUCAAAA